Ailuropoda melanoleuca (giant panda) is the source of this 1345-nucleotide messenger RNA. RefSeq names its product von Willebrand factor A domain containing 5B1 (gene VWA5B1). Lineage: Eukaryota; Metazoa; Chordata; Mammalia; Carnivora; Ursidae. The record is from RefSeq and is a predicted model, not a curated record. Bases 242 to 1345 code for a protein of 367 amino acids. The transcript has 8 exons.
CCCUCCUACCCUCCCCCAUCCCAGCCACCUGUUUCCCCCAUCUCCAGGUCCCCGUCGUCUCUUGUCUGUCCUCCGGAGCCCUGGGGCUGCCAGGAGCUCUGCAGGCUGUCCGUCCCUGGCUGCCUGGCUCGUGCCUGCUGCCCUCCAGGUGCCCGGCGUGUGACUGUCCCCUUAGCCACCAGCUGAGUGCGGCACAUGUCCCCCCCUCCUGCCAGGUCCUGAAGGCUGAGUAGCCAGCAGGAUGCCUGGUCUGCUGAACCAGAUCACAGGGGCUGCCCUGCCCCUCACCGCCUCCGAUGUCACCUCCUUCGUCAGUGGGUACGCCCUGGGGCUGACUGCCUCUCUCACCUAUGGCAACCUGGAAGCCCAGCCCUUCCAAGGCCUCUUCGUGUACCCACUGGAUGAAUAUACCACAGUGAUCGGCUUUGAGGCAGUCAUUGCCGACCGCAUCGUGACAGUACAGAUCAAGGACAAAGCCAAGAUGGAGAGCACCCACUUUGAGGGUACCCGCAUCCGAGGCACCACUGUCACAGGGAAGGUGGCUUUGGAUGAGGAUUUGGAGCGGAUCCUGUUCGUAGUCAACCUGGGGACCAUCGCCCCCAUGGAGAACGUCACUGUCUUUGUCAGCACCUCCUCGGAGCUCCCGACGCUGCCCAGCGGGGCUGUGCGGGUCCUGCUGCCUGCCGUCUGCGCCCCGACCGUGCCCCAGUGCUGCACCAAGAGCAUCGGCCCCACCACCCAGCAGACCCAAGGCAAAGACAAGCAUUGCUUCGGCACCCGCUCUCUGGACUCCUGGAGCAAACUAUGCCUGGCGUCUCUCCUCGACACCAACGUGUCCAACCCCAUGGAGUAUGAGUUCAACUUUCAGCUGGAGAUUCGUGGGCCAUGCCUGCUCGCAGGGGUGGAGAGUCCCACCCACGAGAUCCGAGCUGACGCCGCCCCGAGUGCACGGUCAGCCAAGAGCAUCAUCAUCACCUUGGCCAACAGGCACACCUUCGACCGGUCCGUGGAGAUUCUCAUCCACCCCAGCGAGCCCCACAUGCCACACGUCCUGAUGGAGAAAGGGGACAUGACCCUGGGAGAGUUUGAGCAGCACUUGAAAGGAAGAACGGAGUUCAUUAAAGGGAUGAAGAAGGACAGCAGGGCAGAGAGACAGACAGAAAUCAUCCGGAAACGCCUCCACAAGGACAUUCCCCACCAUUCGGUCAUCAUGCUCAACUUCUGCCCUGACCUCCAGUCGGUCCAGCCGAACCUGAGAAAGACCCAUGGGGAGUUCAUCUUCCUCAUUGACCGGAGCGGCAGCAUGAGUGGGACCAACAUUCACCGUGUCAAGGUACCUGUAUGA